This is a messenger RNA of Phytophthora nicotianae INRA-310, 342 nucleotides long. RefSeq lists its product as hypothetical. The record is from RefSeq and is a predicted model, not a curated record. The transcript is spliced from 2 exons. NCBI's taxonomy places the organism in Eukaryota, Oomycota, Peronosporomycetes, Peronosporales, Peronosporaceae. The coding region runs from base 1 to 342 and encodes 113 amino acids.
AUGCGCUCCAUGUUCGAGCAGUUUCCCGAGGUGCUUCUCAUCGAUGCGACGCAUGGCACAAAUGCCUCCAACUACAAACUGUUUAGUUUCAUGAUCCGUGAUGCCAUGGGCAAAGGGCAGCACGUUCAGCACUGUAUUGUGGAGGAUGAGCGGAAGGAGACACUACGAAUUGCAUGUCAGCAGUUUAAGGAAGGCUGUCCGAGUUUCGGCUCCGUCGCUGUUAUUAUGAUCGAUAAAGAUUUCACGGAGUUGUCGGUGUUGGAAGAGGAGUUUCCUGGUGCUCGUAUCCUGCUGUGCCACUUCCAUGUCGUCAAGUACCUACAGGAAGAGGUUUCUAAAUAG